UUCUGACUUUCCUCUAAUGCGGUCAGGUUGGCUCUAAACCAUUAGCAAUCCCUGGUGCGUACCGCCGAUCUGUUGAUCAUGUGCAUUCUGACAGGCUCGGGACACGCUAUACAAUCUGGUUUACGCACUGUUGCCGUUAAAGGCGCAGGUAUUAAGAAUGGCCGGGAUCCCUUCGAUGCUGCCGGAAGAGCAGUGCCUUGACCAGUCUGCUCUCCGAUUGCAUCGUCGUUACACCUGGGUCGUUUGUCACAAUGGAGUUCCACGAGAGCAAAGACAACGGUCUCGACAUCUCGACAUCAUGGGAGGAAUGCAAAGAUGCUUCCUUUGUCGAAUCAAAAACGACUGACCCGGUAAUGGCGCUCAACGAGCAGGAGCGACUAGUUGAGAAGAAGUUGCUUCACAAGAUUGAUUUUCUAAUCAUGCCUCUGGUCAUCCUGGUCUAUAUCCUGAACUUCCUCGACCGGAGCAACUUUGCAGCUGCGAAAUUGCAGGGUCUGCCAGAAGAUCUCAACUUGACCUCAAAUGAUUACCAAAUCGCCCUCAGCAUCUUAUAUGUCGGCUACAUUCUCAUGCAAGUGCCGUCGAAUGCGCUUCUCAAUCUUUCAGGCCGACCCUCCUUGUACAUUGGAUCAUGUACCGUCCUCUGGGGACUUGUUUCAUUACUCACCUCUCUCGUGAAGGAUUACACGGGCAUCGUAGUUGCUCGCUUCUUUCUUGGAGUCGUGGAAGCUCCGUUCUUUUGCGGUGUCUUGUUCUACCUCUCCUGCUGGUACACGCGGGCGGAGCUGAGCUUACGUAUGACCAUCUUCUUCGCUGGCUCCUUGCUGUCAAACGCAUUUGGUGGCCUCGUCGCCGCAGGAAUUCUCAGCGGUCUCAACAAUGCGCGAGGGCUGCAUGCCUGGCAAUGGCUCUACAUCGUUGAAGGCUCGGUGACUAUUGCGGUCGGGAUCGUCAUUGUGCUUGUGCUCCCGGACUUGCCUGAGAACUGGAAGGCGCUCUCUCCAGAAAUGAAAAGCGUCGCUGUCAGGCGUAUCACGCUCGACGGCACAGAAGCAGAUGCUCCUGGGACGGAGCCAAUGAGCCAGUGGCAAGGGAUCAAGCUCGCGUUCACUGAUCCCAAGACAUACAUUCUAGCCGGAAUCUAUCACGGCGUCGUUGGCAUGGCUGCAAUCUCCAACUUUUUCCCGACUUUGACGGAAAGUCUGGGCUUCGGCCGAGUCAUCAGUCUAUUACUCGUGGCGCCGCCAUUUGUCCUAAUUACAGCGAUUGCCUUGAUGUACGGCUUCAUCUCUGAUCGAAAGGGCGUCAGAUUCUGGUUCUUCGUCUGUCCAGUGCCGGUCGUGAUCAUCGGAGCAUUGCUGUUCAUGUUUACGGACAGUUUUGGUGCUCGAUACUUCAGUCUCUUCCUACUUGUGUUCAUUUACACAAUGUCCGGGAUCAUCUAUGCAUGGAUGGCAAGCUCAAUCCCGCGACCACGUGCGAAGAGAGCAGUGGCACUGGCAUUCAUUAAUUGCUUUGGCAACAUAGCUUCCGCUUGGACACCGUUCAUCUACACGGCCGAGUCUGCGCCUCAUUUUCGACUUGCAAUGGGAGUCAACAUCGGCCUGAUCAGCAGUGCGGCCAUAUUGGCUGUGGUCUUGAAGUUAGUCCUAGAGAAGGAGAAUCGCCAAUUGGCUAUCAUGGACGGCAGCAAUGGCAAAGAAUUGUCCGAGCGUGAUCUGGCGAACUUGGAGAGGAUGGCACGAUUGGAGGGGAUCAGUCCGACCCAGGCGAAACAGCAGUGGAGCAAUUUUCGAUACACGAUCUAAGAGUUCAACAGGUACAAGCAUAAACAUAGACAA
Molecule: messenger RNA, 1841 nt
Organism: Dissoconium aciculare CBS 342.82
Lineage: Eukaryota; Fungi; Ascomycota; Dothideomycetes; Mycosphaerellales; Dissoconiaceae
Product: MFS transporter
Exons: 5
Coding region: 252-1808 (518 amino acids)
Biological process (GO): transmembrane transport
Cellular component (GO): membrane
Molecular function (GO): transmembrane transporter activity
Source: RefSeq, a predicted model, not a curated record